Messenger RNA from Neurospora crassa OR74A, 3831 nucleotides. RefSeq lists its product as hypothetical. The transcript has 9 exons. Lineage: Eukaryota; Fungi; Ascomycota; Sordariomycetes; Sordariales; Sordariaceae. The coding region runs from base 1 to 3831 and encodes 1276 amino acids. The record is from RefSeq and is a predicted model, not a curated record.
AUGGGGAAGCAGGGAGAUCUCCCCAGGCGCAAGCCUCGCCUGCCGGGCAGGAAACAUCGCCGCAGCGCAGACCCAGAGGAAAUUCAAGACCUGCCUGAGCAGCAGAACAAUGACCAAGAUCAAGAAGUUCAGGAAGCCGACGAGCGACAAUAUGGCCAGGAUAUUAUGAUGACUGACCCCGCAUCCUCUCCUCCGAGUCAUUAUGGCAACGUCGAUUCCGCAGUCGAGGAGCCGGUCGAGGAGGGCGACGACGAGAUGCAAAGCAUCGAAUGGAUCGGUGAAUCGAGUGCACCGCCAUCGCCAGCGAGCGAUCAAGAGUGGGAGACAGAGUCAGAGUCUAAUGAUGACGACGACGCUCUCGUUGAUGUCGAUGAACUCCGAAUCGGCGACCUCGAGGAUGCCAUAGCACAGGCAACACAGUCCGGCAUAUCGCUUGACGAUGUGUUAGGCGCUGAAGAUUACGAAGACAUCGUUGUCGCAGUGGAGUCUGAGCCUUUCGACGAAAUCAACGCGCCUCGGCCGGAAGAGGAAGAAGAGGGUCCUGGUUUUGGGCGCCCACGCGACGAGGGCGACACGUCGAUUCUCGUACCAUCGCGACAGAACAAGUCCGUCCAAAUGACCGCAUUCGAAAUGGCGUUGGCGACGUUCGUUGAUUUGACUGGGCUUAGUCGAAAGAAUUGGGAGGCUCUGCGGGAGGCCCUGUUCCUACUGCGCGACGAAGCUGGCAAUGUCCCCGAACCAAUAAGAUUACUGCCACCGCAAAAAUCAACACUCCUGAGCCGAAUGCGAAAUCGACUGCCGAUGAUGCACAUGCGGGAGGCCGACAUCCCGUUGAACGUCGUAAAGCUGCCGACCCUACCAGCCAAUGUCAAAGACAACGAGCGCCGGAAAAUCGAAAUAUCUCGUAUACGAGAAGAGUUAAAGAAGGCCGCCAGUACAGCAAAGAAGACAGAGAAUCGUGUUAAGCGACACGAGGGGACUGUAGAAGAGCUCCAAGAAUUGACGUUGGCCGCGGACCGUGCAAAGGCGAGAUUGGAAAAGUUGAAGGCGAGUUCGACGAUAGAGCUAGCUCGGUUGGGCACAGAGUCACAGUCAGCAGACAGCGAUGCGGGUCCAUUGCCGGUUGUCACCACCCCUCUUACAUUCUUUGACCCACCCACAUUGUUCAAGAAUAUCGCGGCUUCCGAUCUUGGUAGGCGAGCCCAUUCUGGCCCAGGUCAUUUCGUGGACAAUCCCCACGAAUUCUUCGAGUCCGACGCCUGGCUAUCGUCGGUGCGCACGACAUCCGGACAAUAUGCGCAUAUUAUAUUAGACGGUGGCGCAAAGGGUCCGGUCAUUUUUCCAUGCGACUGGAUCUACUACCGUUGUACCAAAACACCGGAUCGUUGUCCACUAGCAUGUAACAACGUGCCAGACGAGUCUGUCCAUGCUAAAGCGCAUAUUGGUCGUGUGCAUGCCGUCGGGUUUGACCAUCGGGCAAAGAAAGCAUGUACCCCAGACCGCGACCAACUCUGCCUGCGCAUUCAGGAAGCCCAUAGACGCGGAGCUAUUACACUCGACAACGGCAUUACACCCGAACAAGAAGCCAGAGAGCUCAUUUUAACCGACAAAUUCACAUAUAUCCCCGAAACGAAGGUGUAUGCACAUGUCGUCACAAAGGUGUAUACGGAUUACUCGUUUGGCGAAGAUCAUCGGGAUCCCGGCCUAACAAUCAAGCCGCGACUGGGCGCAAGACAGAAACAACAAACACCAUUUCCCAAAUACGACCAGCCACAAGCUGAGAAUUCAGGAUUCAAAGGUCCACGCGGCACUAAAUUCUGUCGAUGUUGUUUUACCUUUUCUGGUGCUGGUAAACCCACUCGAGAUACCCCUGGUAACCCGGACGCACAGAUCAAUUUUGACAUUGUCAACAAUGGUCGUUACCAUCUACAGAUCAUGGAAAUGCAACGAUUUAUGGCAUCAUUGAAAAACGCCAGCAAUAUCAACCGAUAUGGCACUCAAUGGGGAAUAUCCAACCCAUUUCCUGCACUAGCUCAACUAUCACCAGCACUCGAUAUUGUAAUGAGCCGCCCUCCUGAUGCCGCGCAUUCAGAGUUUAACGGCAUUGCAUGCAUGGCCCACCUACUAUUCUGCUGGACUCUAUUAACCCCAGCGGCAAGGAUGCAGUACAUUGUUCAAUUGCAGACAUGGCCAUUCCCACCCGGCUGGCAACGUCUACAAUCGCCAUACAAACAUCUCAAGAGUUACAAAAUGAGUGAUCAUGGCAGAUGGCUGAUUAUUAUUCCCGCGCUGCUAUUGCAUUGGUUGAAAAGAGACCAUCUCAUUCAGAGGUUCUGUAUACGAGCAGAAACAGAAACCGGCAAAGAUCCAGUAGAUUUGGUGAUCGAGACACUGGCCAAACUGGCUAAGAGUGCUACUUUAUUGAUGGGCACUAAGAUUUCAAAACAUGACCGUCGCCGACUGUCAGAAAUAGUAUAUGAAGCUCGUCACUUAUUUAACCAGCUUCAUGUAUUCGCAACCACUAGUGCAUCUGGGUCAAGGGCUGCAUCAGGCGCAGGGACUCCACUUGGUGGUGGUGAUACACCCACGCCGGCGCCAUCCCAGGCGAAGACAUGCAUCGUUCUGCAAAAUUUGCAGAAAUCCGUCGCAUCGUACCGUCACGUGACUGUGGUACCUGACGGAAUGCACCAAAACCGCGGCGAGCAUGCGCGGUAUUUCAAAAGGAGAGUAUACGAAACCAACUACUCCAACGUCGAAAAGGUGUUGUUAAUGAAGAUGAACUUCCAGGAGACGAUACGCCUUGUCCUCCUCAACACCCACGAAGAUGCCGAUCCCGAACUGACCGCACAGAUGGCGGAGCUGCACCGCAAAUGCCCUACCCUGUUCAACAGAACCCUGUCGCAUUCAGACCGCAAUGAAAUGCGAGACAAGGAAGAGGAACUGGAAUACGACAUCGACAUGCCCCAAGCCGACCCAAACCACCUGUCGCCAGCCGCCAUCAACGGUAUUCCAGUGAAAGAGCUGAACCUCAUCACGCAUAUCGCCAACGAGGGUCAGCCGCUGCCAGGCUUCGCCACGAUCGACUACAUGACGACCACAUGGACCAAGCUGUUGCGACAUGCUUACCGGUACGACUAUGGUGCGCCACCCGAUUACCCACCGGUUUUCAACGAGCACAGGAAGAUCCAGUUCUCGCGCAAGCUGGCCUUCACAGACAGUGCUUCAAACUAUCGGUUCAAGUUCAGUUGUAACGACUAUAUUAAAUUUGUCUACCGCUACGACAACGAGAGUCAAAGUGAGUUUCGCAUCGGCCGUAUCGAGCAUAUAUUUGUCAUGGACUACUACAAAGCCAGGCAUAUCUUCGCCCUCGUUAUACCGAUUAAGCGCACCAAAGCAAGGCAACCGCUUCUGGACCUCGAGAUCGUGGAGGAGAUCCCAAACGAGCCCAUCAUCAUUGGCAUUUCGGCAAUUCGCCCUGUUUGUUUGUACAUGUCACAACCUCCUUCAUCCGUGCUCGAAAGACCGACUGCCCGAACAUUGACUUCAGCUUGGUGUAUGUCAACCAAUGUGACGGCGGGCAUUCAAUCCGGUGUGCAGCCGUGUUGUGUGGCGACCGUCCGUGUGACGGCGGGCAUUCAAUCCGAUGUGCGACCGUGCGGUGUGCAGGUGGCGCCGGUGUGGGCAUUUCAUCCGAUGCGCGACCGUGCGGUGUGCGGCGAACAUUCUUGUGCCGGUGUGGGCAGUCAAUCGGUGUGCGACCGUACGGUGUGCAGCCGCGCUGGAUUGACGCGCAAUGUAGAAGCGCAACCAGAAGCGCAGCCGCGGGCGUGA